Molecule: messenger RNA, 1554 nt
Organism: Chaetomium strumarium
Lineage: Eukaryota; Fungi; Ascomycota; Sordariomycetes; Sordariales; Chaetomiaceae
Product: WD40-repeat-containing domain protein
Exons: 8
Coding region: 1-1554 (517 amino acids)
Biological process (GO): ribosomal large subunit assembly
Cellular component (GO): nucleolus
Molecular function (GO): protein binding
Source: RefSeq, a predicted model, not a curated record
AUGGCCACAGUACUACCGCCGCCGUCGAAGCGACAAAGGAGAGAAGAGAUCGAGCGCACCCAAACGCAACAAGAUGUCGCGCCACUAUUGGCUACCGACCUCGGGUCCUUCAAGGCCAACUUCGUCGACAGCGAUGGCAAUCAGAUGGCCGACGUGAUCGAGAUCAACUUCGCCGAUGCCACAGAGAAGAAUGUGUCGACGCUGUUGAACACACUGUUAGGGAGGGACCGAGAAGAUUUCACCCCCUAUCGCUUCCGCAUCCACAUCCCUGGCAAAGAUGUUAUCAUAGACCAAUAUCCCAGCGACCUGCUUGGCCUGCUGCAAAAACAUGGCGUUAAUAAUCCCUUCGAGACCACAAUCACCCUUAGUGCAGAGCCGCAGGCCGUCUUUAAGGUCCACGCCGUCUCGCGUCUAGCCCAUCGCAUUCCCGGCCACGGGCAACCAAUCUUGUCUUCGCAGUUCUCGCCGGUAUCGUCGAGCCGUCUGGCGACCGGAAGCGGCGACAACACGGCCCGCAUCUGGGACACAGACUCCGGCACUCCGAAGCACACUCUAAAGGGGCACACGGGGUGGGUGCUGGGGGUGAGCUGGAGGCCGGACGGCGAACAGCUAGCUACCUGCUCCAUGGACAAGACAGUCCGUAUAUGGGAUCCGGAAACGGGAAAGCCUUUCGGGCAGGAGCUCAAGGGCCACGCCAAAUGGGUGCUGGCCGUGGCAUGGGAGCCAUACCACCUUUGGCGAGACGGGACCGCCAGGCUGGCAAGCGCGAGCAAAGACGGGACCUGCCGAAUAUGGGUCGUAAACCCCGGACGCACUGAGCAUGUCCUCAGCGGCCACAAGGGCUCUGUUAGCUGUGUGAGGUGGGGCGGAACCGGCAUGAUCUACACAGGGUCUCACGACAAGUCUGUUCGAGUCUGGGACGCGGUGAAGGGGACCUUGGUGCACAACUUUACCGCCCACGGGCACUGGAUCAACCACAUCGCGCUGUCGAGUGAUCACGCCCUCCGGACCGCCUACUUUGACCAUACCGGCGACGUGCCCGAGACCGAAGAGGCCAAGAGGGCAAAGGCGAAGGAGAGGUUCGAGAAGGCUGCCAAGAUCCAGGGAAAGGUAGCCGAGCGGCUGGUCUCAGCGAGUGAUGACUUUACCAUGUAUCUGUGGGACCCCACCAAUAAUGGCAACAAGCCUGUAGCAAGGUUGCUUGGCCAUCAAAACAAGGUGAACCAGGUGCAGUUCUCGCCGGACGGGACCAUGAUUGCCAGUGCCGGUUGGGAUAACCACACGAAACUAUGGAAUGCCAGGGAUGGCAAGUUCCUGAAGAGCUUGAGGGGUCAUGUCGCACCGGUCUAUCAAUGUGCGUGGUCUGCCGAUAGCAGGCUCCUCGUUACGGGCAGCAAGGACUGCACUCUCAAAGUGUGGAACGCUCGGAACGGCAAUCUCGCGAUGGACCUUCCGGGUCAUGAAGACGAGGUCUACGCAGUCGACUGGGCGGCCGACGGGAAGAUGGUCGGCUCGGGUGGGAAGGACAAGGCCGUGAGGACGUGGAGGAACUGA